This is a messenger RNA of Candidula unifasciata, 1629 nucleotides long. NCBI's taxonomy places the organism in Eukaryota, Metazoa, Mollusca, Gastropoda, Stylommatophora, Geomitridae. The record is from the annotation of a GenBank genome assembly.
AUGAGAACUUCAAAUACCAGUUGUCACUUACUGUCACCGGAUUAUUCUAUCUGCAAAAAGGAAGAUAAUGAAAACAGUGAACUUCAUUCUCAGAAACCUUGUGGUCAAAUUAAUUUGUCACAACAAAAUGAUUAUGAAAGUGUGAAGCUGAAACUACUUCAGUUAAAACAUACAUUUGAUAAAGCUAUGUGUAAUAAUGAGACAGUCAGGCAGCCACCAUUGAUAGCUCAUGUUCGUUCAGAUGAGGAAAUUAAAUUACCACAGGAAGAUAAAUCCGAGGCAAAAACUGGCGAUCCUUUUGAUUUGUCAAGUGAAGAUGAUCUCCAUCCAGAAAAAUAUCGACCACUGAAAAGAAAAUUAUGUACAGACAUCAACAGCUGUGGCCAAAAUAAUAACGCUAGCAGUGAGCCAGCUGAGGGGAAGGGAGCAGCAGAUAUAGAUUCUCCAGCUGUAGCUGCUGAAGCUGUUUCACUGAAGACUUCAGAGAUCAAGAAACCAAAAACCAAAUACCGUGUGGCAUAUGUUCACAGCAAACAACUUUUGGAGAAAGCAAAUGAGCUGAUCAGAAUUAAAGGAAGAGCAGAACUUGUUCACAGUUUAAUCUCAAGCGUUGGGCUUCUACAGUAUUUACAAGUUGUCAGCCCUAGAUGUGCCACAGAGACAGACAUUUUAGGCUUCCAUUGUCCGGACUAUGUGGCUUUUCUCCGAGAUUCUGGAGAUGUCCCUGAUGGUAAAGACAGUCAUGAUAGCGAUGCCGAGAGCUACGGACUUUCAUAUGACUGCCCCCUACAGAAAGGAAUAUUUGAAACAUGUUCUUUGAUCAGUGGCGCCACCAUUGUUGCAGCAGAAACACUUAUCAACAAUGCAGCAGAUGUAGCAAUAAAUUGGUAUGGAGGAUGGCAUCAUGCUAAGAGAGACUCUGCUGCAGGAUUCUGUUACAUCAACGACAUCGUCUUAGGCAUCCUCAAACUGCGAGAAAAGUUUGACCGGAUUCUCUAUGUUGAUAUAGAUUUGCAUCAUGGAGAUGGUGUGGAGGAGGCCUUUUGUAUGACUCCAAAAGUUAUGACCGUUUCUUUUCACAAGUACAUGUUUGGCUUCUUUCCUGGUACAGGAUCCGUGAGAGAUAUAGGAACAGGGAAAGGAAAAUAUUACUCUGUGAAUGUUCCACUGUUGGAUGGAAUCAGAGAUGCUGAGUUCUGUGCCGUGUUUUAUAGUAUCAUGAAACUAGUCCGAGAGAAAUUCCAGCCUCAAGUUAUUGUACUACAGUGUGGAGCUGACACUUUGUCCUCAGACCCAAACACUUCUUUCAACCUGACCCACCUCGGAAUCUCCAGAUGUGCUGGACUCAUGCUGUCUUGGAACUUGCCAACCAUGUUGUUGGGCGGAGGAGGUUACAAUUUUCCAAACACAGCGAAAUGUUGGUCUUUCCUGACAUCUUUGGCGGCUGGCAAGAAGUUGCCUCUAGAUAUCCCUGAACAUGAGCAUUUGUUAGCCUAUGGUCCUGAUUUUGAGAUGAGCACAACAGCUGGUAAUAGAAAGGACUGUAACACCAAACAGUACCUGGCCGAUCUGGUGGCAAAGAUUUCACGUAAGCCUGUCCUUGUUUUGAUCCUUUGUUCAGAUGAAUGA